AUGCAGGCCUUCAACAAGGCUUCAGUCGAGGACAUCAAGAAUGCCCUGGCCGCACUGUCUGCCGAGGAGAAGUUGAGAGAGCUUGCCAGAGUGAAAGAGGCUUCAGCAGGCGCCACGGAAGCCAAAGCUCCCGAGCAGAAAGAGGCAGAAGCUGCGAAGCCAGCAGAGGAGCCAGCCGAGCAGGAUGCUGCGAAGCCACCAGAGGCAGCCGCAGAGGCCGCAGAUGUCACAAAGCCCGCGGAUACAGCUGCGGAGGAGAAGCCUGCUGAGUCUGCCGAGCCUGCAGCACCUGCUGGGCCUGCAGAACCUGCCGAGCCUGCAGCUGCAGAGGCAAAAGAUCCAAAAGCUACCAUUGAUGACGCUGAGAUGAAGCUGAAGUUCCAGGCUGCAUUUAGGGCGAUUGACACCAACAAGUCCGGCUUCAUCGAAGUCAAUGAGCUGGAAGCUGUUCUGCAGACCCUCGGAGUCAACCUGACCUCAGACCAGGUGGCGCAGGUAUUCCGCGCAGCUGAUUUGAACGGUGAUGACCGACUCGACAUUGAUGAGUAUGAAGCACUGGUGAAAAAAGCAAUGCCACAAUGA
Messenger RNA from Symbiodinium pilosum, 582 nucleotides. The record is from the annotation of a GenBank genome assembly. Lineage: Eukaryota; Dinophyceae; Suessiales; Symbiodiniaceae.